GAAUCGAAAUAAAUUGAUGCGCACAUGUACUUGACAGAACAGAACACACGGUGCCCCACAAACCUCUUUUGUUAUUUUCUCAAUCGAUCGUGUACAUUGUCUCCAUUGAGUCUCUUUCUCUAAAAAUUCUUCCUUCUCCUACCAUACCCUAGUAUCUGCUACACCCCUUUAGAGAUGGACGACUACUUGAAUUUGUUUGUUGAAGAAACAUCGUUUUACAAUAGGAUAGUUCUUGGAACAUUCUUGCCUGAAUCAUGGUGGGGAACACUCCCUCAUUGGUUUCAAGGAUGGAUCAGAAACUACAUUGGUGGAGUGUUGCUUUACUUUGUUUCUGGUUUUCUUUGGUGCUUCUACAUCUAUUACUUGAAGCGCAAUGUUUAUCUCCCUAAAGAUGCCAUCCCUUCAAAUAGAGCUAUGCUCUUGCAAAUAGGAGUUGCCAUGAAGGCUAUGCCAUGGUACUGUGCCCUUCCAUCACUUUCCGAGUACAUGAUUGAAAGUGGGUGGACAAAAUGUUUCUCAAGAAUAAGCGAUGUUGGAUGGCUUUCCUACCUUAUCUAUGUCGCAGUUUAUCUGGUAAUAGUAGAAUUUGGUAUCUACUGGAUGCACCGAGAGUUGCAUGACAUAAAACCUCUGUACAAAUAUCUUCAUGCUACACAUCAUAUUUACAACAAGCAGAAUACACUCUCCCCAUUUGCUGGUUUGGCAUUCCACCCAUUGGAUGGAAUACUACAGGCAGUGCCACACGUAGUAGCUCUUUUUCUGUUACCUGUGCAUUUUACCACACACAUAGCUCUCUUAUUCAUAGAAGCCAUAUGGACGGCAAAUAUCCAUGACUGCAUACAUGCGAAGGUUUGGCCUGUAAUGGGUGCUGGCUACCAUACCAUCCACCAUACUACGUACCGCCAUAAUUAUGGUCACUACACAAUAUGGAUGGACUGGAUGUUUGGAACUCUUCGUGAUCCUGUUGAAGAUGAAGUCAAGAAAAUGUAACAUUCAUAUCUUUAACCAAUGGUCUCGUUAUUC
Lycium ferocissimum is the source of this 1023-nucleotide messenger RNA. RefSeq names its product delta(7)-sterol-C5(6)-desaturase-like. Bases 175 to 990 code for a protein of 271 amino acids. NCBI's taxonomy places the organism in Eukaryota, Viridiplantae, Streptophyta, Magnoliopsida, Solanales, Solanaceae. Gene Ontology annotation, biological process: lipid biosynthetic process. Gene Ontology annotation, molecular function: iron ion binding; oxidoreductase activity. The record is from RefSeq and is a predicted model, not a curated record. The transcript is spliced from 3 exons.